AUGGUCCACACCCGUGGACAGGGCGCCCGACCCGAGGGCUUUUCGGAGUACCAACCCCCCAAACGUGAGCGAAAACCGCGUCAAAUUGGACGCAUUGCGGCCCUGACGCCUUUCAUUGUCUCCUGUUCUCCCCGUUACAGGUUCCCCGCCUGCCAGUCCCCUACCGUGGAUCCGUCUACCCUGACGGAGACGGAAACAAUGGGGGCAUCUGCCAGGAGAAGACCCCAAUACAGAGAUGCGUGGACCCAAACGAACCCUGAGCUGACGUGCAAAUGCCACAUAGAGCCCACGAGCGCAAAACGACGUCGAGACCCCGACGAAAGCACCGACCAGAAUGUAUCGAAGCGGCGUAGGGCUGUUACUCCCGAACAGCCCAAGUUCCUGUUUUCGAAGACUCGAAACCGAAGCCUCCUGACCUCUGCGCCCUCCAAACUCAGCUCCCGGCAUGAGUCUCCCUUCUUCCAUCGCGUUUUCGAGCCCACGAGCCCCGAGUCCAGCCCGACGGCUGAGAAAGAGCAUCCUCAGUCGCAAGAGCGACCGAGACCUCAACAACCGAACACGCCUGCCCCGGUCCCAACCCCGGCUCCAGCUGGCAUUUUUGGAAGUGUGAGGAAAUUUCUAGGCUACUUCACUGGUAGUGGUACACAAGGUCCGGCACAAAAUGUGAUGCAACAACAACACCCACAACAAAGCAGUUUUAGUGUUUCAGACCAAGACCAACACCAGGCACAAGAGAGAGACACAACUGCCGGAGAACAAGAGGAAGUUUCAGAACAAGGCAGUCCUACCCCAACCCCACGCGUCGCUCUCAACGAAAUUGAACCACCUGCUCAUGAUUCUCCCGCAGUUGAAAGCAGAGUUCUCACGCGCGAAUUUUUCAAGAAACGCAGAACGGCCAACACCAUUGCAGGUCGGGAACAGUUGGCAGCUAUGGCCGAGAGCACUGAAAGCAAAGCAGCGGACUUCAACCCCACCGAAACUCCAGGCACCAACAAGCGCAAACUCGCAUCAGUUGAAGGCCAGAUCCCGGGCCCAAAAAAGGGCGGAUUUGGAAUUGACGACAGCUAUCUUGACAUUGAAAAUGAAGUCGAAGGGAUCGGCGAAUCAUCACUAGCAGAGACGCAACCUGCCACACCCACCACCAAACUUCUACCACAGACUCCUCUGCGCUCUGCAAUGAGACAGACCGGCACAAACCUCGGUUCAGUUGGACGAUCCGUUAAAUCAGUGCGCAUCAACCCCGUCGACUCAGUCAAAGCUGUCUACGGCCAGUAUGGUCGCUCUGGCGACUAUCGUGGCAGCACCUUCGCCGACCUUUCAAGUCAGUCGCCAGACUCUUCAUCUUCGCUUCCAUUUGACGUAGAGCACAUACACUCGCCGACAACAAUGCAGAAUACUAGAGGGAACGUGACCUCUAGAUUCCACCUUGACCUCAAUGUUACUGAUCCAAAUGAUGACACCUGGCGCCCAUCCCUUGCAAAUCCUCGACCUGGCCACUUUCGCGUUCCUGAUGCGGAUGAGUUUGAGGAUGAAGAGGAAGAUGACACACUCACGCCGCGUCAACCGACAGCACAAGAAGAAGUGCCGCCUCAACCCAGUACCCCUCGCAUGUCACAUGCAGAACUCCCCCAAAAUACUCCGCUCGAAUAUUCAGGAUUCACCGGACACACAGACAGCAUCAUGGUGAACGACACACAAGAAUUCCGGCUCAACAAAGCGAGAUCGGACGCACAGAAAUACAAACCCGCCAAAUCUUCCCGGCUUUCCUUGAGCGAGCAAGCCCGAUCACGUUCAUCGUCUCCCCCAAGCUCAGAAAUAGAAGCUACCGAGUCGCAACUCGGGCCAGGCAUGGUGCCGGUAGAGAAACAUGCUGACAGACAGUUCCAUGAAACGGUUCGGACUAGCAGACAACCUGCGGUAACGAGACUCAUGAGUCGUGAAGAGUUAGACAACACCCUGAUUGGGGAAGACGGGAUGACGGACUACCAACGCGAGCACCAGUACGACUCGUGGGCGGAGGACGUCCUGAAUGGCCCGAAUGCCCCGUCACCCCAGACAUACGUUGAAGCUGGGAUCGCGUCAUCCUAUGUGGAAUCACUUGUACAAAAGACAUGGACAGAGAGAGACACCAGAGAAUCCAUUGAGUUCUGGGAGAAGGAGUUUGAGGAAGGACUGAAGGCCGCACGGGAGGCAAGCAAUCGGGGCAGAGUGCUGCUUUGGGUGACAGAUCCCGACGAGAUUGUGGAAAUGGAACAAAAUGGGUAUUGAGGAGACGAAAGAGGUCUUGUCUUUGCAAUGCUGCAACAAGCCAGACAUGCACUGAAAUACCGAUCAGGCACUGUUUGGAGGAGGGUGUGUUGAUAUCGGACCAGAGAGGGUCUGUCUGAAAAAGCGACGUUCGACUUUCGUUUUCCCAGUACUGCAGCAUCAUGUCAAGCGUUCUUUGAGUAAUCCACCAGGCGCCGUUCGGAGGAGGAGCGUGUGUGUUAAUAUUUGGUCAAAGGGGAUUCGUGUCAAGAAGCCGCAUCAAGCUCUUGCGUGUCUCCAUCGUGGACAGGUUUGGAGUUUCCUGACGGGCCAGGAACGAUCUGUGAGGUCUUUCUGUUGAUCAAUAGCCACGUCGAGCUCUCGAGUCUCUCCAAUCGUCUGUUAGAGGAGACUCAAAAGCGCCCGUUUUGAUGAACAUCAUGACAAUAUUCAUUUUUUGAA
Cladophialophora immunda is the source of this 2709-nucleotide messenger RNA. RefSeq lists its product as uncharacterized. Bases 1 to 2268 code for a protein of 755 amino acids. The transcript has a single exon. The record is from RefSeq and is a predicted model, not a curated record. Lineage: Eukaryota; Fungi; Ascomycota; Eurotiomycetes; Chaetothyriales; Herpotrichiellaceae.